Mirounga angustirostris (Northern elephant seal) is the source of this 2458-nucleotide messenger RNA. It is a transcript of the gene FKBP11, whose product is annotated as FKBP prolyl isomerase 11. Gene Ontology annotation, molecular function: peptidyl-prolyl cis-trans isomerase activity. Lineage: Eukaryota; Metazoa; Chordata; Mammalia; Carnivora; Phocidae. The coding region runs from base 1894 to 2382 and encodes 162 amino acids. Gene Ontology annotation, cellular component: endoplasmic reticulum. Gene Ontology annotation, biological process: protein peptidyl-prolyl isomerization. The record is from RefSeq and is a predicted model, not a curated record. The transcript has 4 exons.
GUCCUCACACAUAGCUUCAUUCUCAUGGUCACCUCAUGGUCUGAUGUGACUGCUAGAGUGUAAUUCAUCUCCUCUACGUUCCAGGCAGCAGAACAAAGGAAGGGAAGGAGCUUGGGGAGAGGAGGAGGAGCACACAAUGACACACUUCUUAGCUGAAUUAAUUCCCUUUAAGGAGCCUUGCUGGAAGUCCAGGACAAUAUUUCCAACACUUACGUUUAUGUCUUACUGGCCAGAACUUAGUCCCAUGGCCUUAUCCAGCUUUAAGGAAGACUUGGAAAUGUAGUUUUGUGUUUAUUAUUAUUUUUUAAUUUGAGGUAUAAUUUGAUGUAUAAUUUGCAUGCAGUGCAAUGCACAGAUCUCAUAUAGUUUGAUAAGUUCUGACAAAUGCAUACACCCAUGUAAGCCACCUCCCUAUCAAGAUACAGAACAUUCCAUCAUCCCUAGAAAUUCCCUUGCCAUCCUGCUGAGGAGACUUUCAACAACUCCAAAGAGAGAGGUAAUGAGGGCUUAAUUAGGGUAGUAGCCCUUGGAGAGGUGGUGGAAGGAGAAUCCAAAGGAGACUGGUUGAUGUGGGAGAUGAGAGGAGAAUCUAGGAGAAUGCUAACAGCAGAGCCACUAACAGAAACUAACAGAAAACAGAAAAUAGGGAAUUCUAGAUUGUUACAGAUGGGAUGGAUGGAGAAAAAGGAAAGAGUACAGUAUUGGGUGUGUUGAUUUGACGUGCUGGUCAAACAUCCAGGUGGAGAUACCCAGUAGGCAGUUGUAUCUAGAGCUUGGGAGGGCAUUCAGAGCUCAAUGGCAUCAAAUACGAGAGAGAUGCUAAAGAGGACAAGGGACCAAGAAAUGACCCAAGAAUUUGGUGACUGAGCUCACUGAUGACUUUCUGAGGGAGCAGAAUUCAGAUGCCAUGGCCUGAGUGGGCAUUGAGGGCUUAAAUCGUACAAAAGGGGACUGGUUGCAUUGUCUGAAAUAAUUUAAAACCCCUUUAAGAAACUGAAAUCCUUGGGGUACCUGGCUGGCUCAGUCUGUAGAGCAUGAGACUCCCAUCUUGGCGUCAGUUGAAGCCCCAUAUUGGGCAAAAUAAAAAUAAAAUCCGAGGUCCUUGCACAAACAAAUGGGUUAUAGGUAGCUGCCCUUUUUACAUGCUUGCUGAUAAAGGAGGAGGGAUAUGUUGGUGUCAGGAAAAGAUAAGGCAUUCACCCAUCCUUACAGGAAAAUAGCUCCUGGCUCUAUGAAAUUAGCUUUCCAAAGAACAGGGAGAUGAGACAGCUCCCUGCCUCCUAUGACCUCCAGAAUUCAAGCUGAAGGGCUGGAGGUGGGAGAGGGAUGCCCUCUUUAACAACUGCUGGGUGGGGUGGGCCAACCAGACACUGCCAGGACAGGUGUGAAGAGACCUAUAUCUUCAGAGGAAAGAAAGCAAACACGCUGGACUCAGGCAAUCCUGGGCUUGAAUCUUGUCUCUGUCGCCACCUAGCUAGAAGACCUUGGGCAAGUUACUUAACCUGAACACCCAGCUCCGCAUCUGUAAAAUGGAGACAAUUAUGCCUGCUUUUCAGGGUGGUUUUGAGGAUUACAGAAAAGUGACUGGCACACAGUAGGUCAUCGUAAGUGGGUGCUAUUAAGUGAUCCAGCCCCUCGCUAUGGGACAGAACGGCUAACGGAUGGGUCCUAAAACGCGACCUUCGAUCUUAGAGGGUAGGGAGGGCUCCCGGCGGCCUCCUCCCUCCAGGAGGUGGGGACAAGGUGGAGGAAGGGCUGCUGGAGGAGGAGCUGCAGCGUCGCGACCCGCCCCGUCCCGUCCAGUCCGGCCUGGGCGCCGAGGGAACCGCUGUCCUAGCCGUCGCCCCCUGAGCAGCCUGUCCUGGUGCCCCGUGCCUUGGCCCGCGUCCAGUCAUGACCCUGCGCCCCUCACUACUCCCGCUCCGUCUGCUACUGCUGCUCAGUGGGGCGGUGUGCCGCACUGAGGCUGGGUUUGAAACCGAAAGUCCCGUCCGGACCCUCCAAGUGGAGACCCUGGUGGAGCCCCCCGAGCCGUGUGCGGAGCCCGCUGCCUUUGGAGACACGCUCCACGUACACUACACGUUCCGCCCCGGUGCAGAGAAGCGGAGGGUGGGGAGAGCUCCGAGAAGUGCUAGCCCUUUGGGGCUUCCUGUUGCUUUCUGCCCAGAGGGGACUGCUGGGCUGCAGCUGCGAGGGGGGUGCCGCCGCCGCCCGGGGGCCCAGCCUAAGCCCUUCUUCGCCUCCUCAAGCCCUGAAAUACAUUGGAAAUGCCCCCCAGGACUCUACCGGUCACCUCCUGAGGUUCAAAUAUGGCUUCUAACACUCCUUUUGCCCCAUGCCCCACUGGCAACCAGGGAUUUGAGCAGUGGGGAGCUCAGUUGAGGGUCGUAGGGAGCCUUAGAUCCUCCUCUCCUGGGAUUUGGGGAAUGUAGGUAGCUUCCUGUUCAGUUGUGUCUUC